Molecule: messenger RNA, 1327 nt
Organism: Paramecium pentaurelia
Lineage: Eukaryota; Ciliophora; Oligohymenophorea; Peniculida; Parameciidae
Source: the annotation of a GenBank genome assembly
UAUGGGUUAAGCAAAUUGUGCAUGUGUAAAAACAGUUAGUUUUGAUCAUAACCAAAUUGAAAGUGAUAAAAGAUUAAGAGUAAGUAGAAAGGAAAACUCAAUUGAAGAUGAAGAAAUUAAACUAUUGAAAAGCAUAAUAAAAAUAUAAGCACUUUUAAGAGGUUGGAUUGUAAGAAAAAAGUAUCAUUAUGUAUAAGUCUAAUUAUACAAUACUAAAGUUAAUAAUAUUUUGAAAUAGUUCUCAUUAACUCAUUUGUCAAAAUUUAGUAAAGUAUAUACAUCAACAAAUAUUUCAUAGAUGCCCCCAUUUCCAUUUUCUGAGUAUCGAUAUUAAGAUACAGAAAGUGAUUCAUAUGAUAAUAGAUUCUUUAGAAAUGCAGUCUUAUUAGAGAAUGGUGCAAUAUAUAUAGGAGAAUGGUCAGGAGAUAAGAAAUUUGGAAAAGGUAUACAAAUAUGGAAAGAUGGUUCAAUUUAUGAAGGAUUCUGGAUUAGAGAUAUGGCAAAUGGUAAAGGAAGAUUAUAUCAUGCCAAUGGAGAUAUAUAUGAUGGAGUAUAAAUAUCAUAAUAUAUAAUUUAAUAGGAUUGGGAAGAUCAUAAAUCUAAAGGAUAAGGAGUUUAUAUCCACUCAGAUGGAGCAAGAUAUGAAGGAAGUUGGAAUAAUGAUUUAUAAAAUGGAUAAGGUGUAGAAAUAUGGCCAGAUGGUGCAAAACAUGAAGGAGAAUAUAGUAAUGGAGUUAAACAUGGAAAAGGAAGAUUUGGUAUUUUUAUUUAAUAAUUAUAAUAAAUAGUAUGGGCAGAUAAAGCAUCUUAUUGUGGAUAGUUUUUAAAUAAUCAAAUAAAUGGAGUAGGUAGAUAUGUCUGGCCAGAUGGCAGAAAAUAUUGUGGAGAAUGGUUGAAUAAUAAAAUGCAUGGAACUGGUCUAUUCUCAUGGAGUGAUGGUAGAGUAUACAUAGGUGAAUAUCAAGAUGAUAAAAAGCAUGGUUAAGGAGUAUUUGAAUGGUAAUUUUAUUAUUUUAUUUCUAGGCCUGAUGGUAGAAAAUAUGUUGGGUAUUGGUUAGAAGGAAAGUAACAUGGUAGAGGACUCUUUAUUGCUGGAGCCUAAAGGAAACAAGGAGAAUGGAAGAGUGGUAAUAGAGAAAGAUGGAUUAUCUUUGAAUCAGAUACAGAUUUAGAUUCUAUUGAAAAAAAAAUGAAUUAACUCAAGAUCUAUUAUUCAUCUAUUGAUGAUUCUCAACUCUUGGAUAAAUCCAAAAAACCAUUGCCAUUGCCUAAUAGUUCGCUCAUCAAAGGGGAAAAAUUCAAACCUUUAUAAAAUCAUAACUUUUGA